Molecule: messenger RNA, 489 nt
Organism: Coffea arabica (coffee)
Lineage: Eukaryota; Viridiplantae; Streptophyta; Magnoliopsida; Gentianales; Rubiaceae
Source: RefSeq, a predicted model, not a curated record
AUGGCUCCAUCCAAAUCAGCAUCUAUAAAAGCACUAGCUGAUGGGCAAACUCGCACUCAUCCAUCAAUUGCUUCUUCUGCUCUCCAUAUCGAUCUAAUUCCUACCAUCAUCCAGUACACAAAAAUGGGCCCUUCCUCAGCCAUCAAAGUGAUCUUUUUCUUCCAUUUUAUUUUAGCCCUUGCUGUCCCAAGUUUGGCAGCAUCAUACGUGGUUACUUGGACAAAAACUAAUUUAGCAUCUCCAGGAACUCUUCUGCAGUUGUCCAAUCUUCACGCUGGUGAUACGAUCAAUUUCGUCAACCCAGAUCUUAUUCCCAUUUACCAAGUAUCAAAAGCGGAAUAUGAUAGUUGUCAACUGACUCCAAACAGGACCGUAAUUGGGCGUCAAGCGGUAAACGUUUACACUAUUCCCGGAAUUGGUGAUUUCUACUUAGUUUCCGAUCUCAUCGAAUGUCUGAAUGGUGUGAAGCUUCUACUCCAUGCUACUUGA